AUGACUGAAGAGUCUGUCGUCGAAAACACGGGCAAUGCCCAGGAGAGAAAAGCCCUCCGUCCAUCUUUUGGGAAAUCGUACAUGGACAAAUUCGGAUACUCCAAGAACUUCCAAGCACUGUUGAUGGUAUCGACAGAGGCAUUGAUCUCCUCACAUUGUGAACACUUUUCGAUCGUGACACUCCGCCAGUCCUCGGCUUUCGGCAAGUCCUUCAUUGCCGCAGCAAUCUUUAGCCACACGGAAAACAGCGACAUCUUCAUGUGA
Molecule: messenger RNA, 264 nt
Organism: Colletotrichum higginsianum IMI 349063
Lineage: Eukaryota; Fungi; Ascomycota; Sordariomycetes; Glomerellales; Glomerellaceae
Exons: 1
Coding region: 1-264 (87 amino acids)
Source: RefSeq, a predicted model, not a curated record